AUGUGGAGCAUCGGGCUCUUCUCCUGCUCGCUCCUGAGCUUCCUCAACCAGUUCUUCUCCUACCGGACGGAGCCGCUCGUCAUCACCUCGCUCACGGUGCAAGUGGCGUCGCUGCCCAUGGGCCACUUCCUGGCGCGCGUGCUGCCGCGCCGCAAGUUCCGGGCGCCGGGGCUGCUCGGCGGCGGGGAGUGGAGCCUCAACCCGGGGCCCUUCAACAUGAAGGAGCACGUGCUCAUCUCCAUCUUCGCCAAUGCCGGCUACGCCUUCGGCGGUGGCAACGCCUACGCCGUCAUGAUCGUCGACAUCAUCCGCGCCUUCUACGGCCGCUCCAUCUCCUACAUCGCUGCCUGGCUCCUCAUCAUCACCACCCAGGUGCUUGGGUACGGUUGGGCCGGGCUGAUGCGCAAGUACGUGGUGGAGCCGGCGCACAUGUGGUGGCCGAGCACGCUCGUCCAGGUUUCGCUCUUCCGGGCACUGCACGAGAAGGAGGAAUCUCCCAAGGGCUCGCGGCAGAUCUCCCGCUCCAAGUUCUUCCUGGUGGCGCUCAUCUGCAGCUUCGCGUGGUACGUCGUGCCGGGCUACCUCUUCCCGGCGCUCACCUCCAUCUCAUGGGUCUGCUGGGUCUUCUCCAAGUCCGUGACUGCGCAGCAGCUCGGCUCCGGCAUGAAGGGCCUGGGUAUCGGAGCUUUCACGCUCGACUGGUCGGCCGUCUCCUCCUUCCUCUUCAGCCCGCUCAUCUCGCCCUUCUUCGCCACCGCCAACAUCUUCGUCGGCUACUUCUGCUUCCUUUACGUGCUCGUGCCAACGGCGUACUGGGGGAUGAACCUCUACAACGCCAAGACAUUCCCCAUAUUCUCAUCGCACCUGUUCAUGUCUAACGGAUCGGCAUAUCAAAUCACUGACAUUGUGAACCAGCAGUUCCAGCUUGACACGGAGGCGUAUGCAAGGCUCGGAAGGAUAAACCUCAGCACCUUCUUCGCACUGUCUUAUGGGCUCAGCUUCGCCACCAUUGCAUCCACCAUCACGCACGUCGGCAUCUUCUACGGGAAGGAGAUCUACCACCGGUUCCGUGCUUCGCAGCAGGAGGAGCCUGACAUCCACACAAAGCUGAUGAGGAAGUACGACGACAUACCAGCGUGGUGGUUCUACUCACUGACAGUAUUGUCGAUGACAGUGUCCCUCAUCCUCUGCACCGUCCUGAAGGACCAGGUUCAGCUCCCUUGGUGGGGCCUCCUCUUCGCCUGUGGCAUGGCCUUCGUCUUCACGCUCCCCAUAAGCAUCAUUACUGCAACCACUAACCAGACUCCUGGCCUGAAUGUCAUCACUGAAUACGCCAUGGGGCUAAUAAUGCCUGGAUACCCCAUCGCCAAUGUCUGCUUCAAGGUGUACGGCUACAUGAGCAUGUCGCAGGCAGUUGCAUUCCUCUCAGAUUUCAAGCUCGGACACUACAUGAAGAUACCUCCAAGAUCAAUGUUCAUUGUUCAGUUUGCCGGUACACUGGUGGCCGGGACUGUUAACCUCAGCGUGGCAUGGUGGCUACUUGGGUCUGUCGAGAACAUCUGCCAGGACCAACUGCUGCCACCAGACAGCCCAUGGACAUGCCCUGGUGACCGUGUCUUCUUUGACGCAUCGGUCAUCUGGGGCCUUGUUGGCCCGAAGCGCAUUUUCGGGCCACAUGGUAACUAUGAAGCCGUCAACUGGUUCUUCCUCAUCGGCGCAGCAGGCCCUGUCAUCGUGUACAUCUUCCACAGGAUAUUUCCCAGUCAGAGGUGGAUACUGAUGAUAAACCUGCCGGUGCUCAUCGGCGCUACAGCCAACAUGCCACCAGCAACAGCCGUGAAUUACAACUCAUGGCUGCUGAUAGGCACCAUCUUCAACUUCUUCGUGUUCCGGUACCGGAAGAAGUGGUGGCAGAGGUACAACUACAUCCUCUCUGCCGCGCUCGAUGCAGGCGUCGCGUUCAUGGCAGUGCUGCUGUACUUCACACUGACCAUGGAGAACCGGACAGUCAACUGGUGGGGCACGGCAGGUGAGCACUGUCCUCUGGCCUCAUGCCCCACUGCUAAAGGGGUGGACUUGGGCCCGGAUAGUGUGUGCCCUGUGUUCUAA
Messenger RNA from Triticum turgidum subsp. durum (durum wheat), 2109 nucleotides. NCBI's taxonomy places the organism in Eukaryota, Viridiplantae, Streptophyta, Magnoliopsida, Poales, Poaceae. The record is from the annotation of a GenBank genome assembly.